Molecule: messenger RNA, 153 nt
Organism: Saprolegnia parasitica CBS 223.65
Lineage: Eukaryota; Oomycota; Saprolegniomycetes; Saprolegniales; Saprolegniaceae
Exons: 2
Coding region: 1-153 (50 amino acids)
Source: RefSeq, a predicted model, not a curated record
AUGGCGCACAUGGUGACAGCCAACGCUGAUCCGGUGGCGCACUCGUCCUUGCUCGGCAACGUAGACUCUGUUGAAGCCUAUCCUGGUGGUACUUCGCUGCGCUGGGGUCUCGAUGCAUCUGAUCUUCUCAGCGCCCCGAGUCCUGAGGAGUAG